CCACGAAAGUGGACACACUGGCCGUCGUUUCCUUUUUUGAUAUCUUCGUGUUAAGAUUACUUUUUAUAAGUCUAUCAGCAGACAGACCGGCUAAAGAACAAGCGAAAACGUUGAACUAAAGCGCCCCUCUGCUAGACGCCGGCCGGACCGCACUCGCUCAGUUCAAGUUGAAGGCAAGGGAAUAUUAUUUUUAGCCAGUAGGCCACAGCUAAGUGGCACCCGUGUUGUGUCUGAUUUUGAAAAAACUUGUUUUCGGCUGCGAGCACAAAUAAAUCAAACAGUUUCUAAUCGCCAAAGCAGCAUGCCUCUCAUCCGUCUGGAGUCCUCCGACAAGGAGAUCUUUGAAACUGACCAAGAGAUCGCCAAGUGCUCGGAGACUAUCCGCAUUGCUCUCGAGGAUCUGGGCGAUGAGGCUGACAACAGCGUUCUCCCUGUUCCGAACGUUAACUCGCUGAUCCUUAAGAAGGUGCUCCACUGGGCCACGUACCACAAGGACGACCCAAUGGUUGCCGAGGAGGACGAGAACAAGGAAAAGCGUACCGACGACAUCUCCUCCUGGGACGCCGACUUCCUCAAGGUCGACCAGGGCACUCUGUUCGAGCUGAUCCUGGCGGCUAACUACCUGAACAUUCAGGGACUGCUUGACGUCACCUGCAAGACUGUGGCCAACAUGAUCAAGGGCAAAUCGCCGCAGGAAAUUCGCGAGACGUUCGCUUUGAAGAACGACUUCUUGCCGCAGGAGGAGGAGCAGGUUCGCAAAGAGAACGAGUGGUGUGAGGAGAAGUAAAUUGAACUUUUCUCAAGAUGCAACGGGGAUUUUCGGCUGUACAGCUAUUAUAUUGAAAGAAUUCAUUCAACAAAUAAAUUGUUUAGCAAAA
This is a messenger RNA of Drosophila serrata, 878 nucleotides long. Its product is annotated as S-phase kinase-associated protein 1. The record is from RefSeq and is a predicted model, not a curated record. Lineage: Eukaryota; Metazoa; Arthropoda; Insecta; Diptera; Drosophilidae. Gene Ontology annotation, biological process: ubiquitin-dependent protein catabolic process.